Molecule: messenger RNA, 1233 nt
Organism: Aphis gossypii (cotton aphid)
Lineage: Eukaryota; Metazoa; Arthropoda; Insecta; Hemiptera; Aphididae
Exons: 7
Coding region: 173-967 (264 amino acids)
Source: RefSeq, a predicted model, not a curated record
AUAAUAUCAUACAAUCUGGUCGCCGCCGAGGUUCGAUCAUUUUGAAUAGCACUGUAAAGAGAUUGAAAAUCAUCUUCUUGAUUUAUUGUUUGAAUAGAAAUUCAUUCAUUUAUCGGAACGACGACAUGCUUUGCCUGAUGUAAUUGGUGGAGACGGUGGAUUUGGUUCUCUCAUGUUCCUCCAAAGUUCACAGUCAAAUUUGAAUGAGAAAAAUGAUAGCACAAAUUCCUCCACAACAACAAGGGAACGACGACAUGCUUUGCCUGAUGUAAUUGGUGGAGACGGUGGAUUUGGUUCUGUCAUGUUCCUCCAAAGUUCGCAGUCAAAUUUGAAUGAGAAAAAUGAUAGCACAAAUUCCUCCACAACAACAAGGGAACGACGACAUGCUUUGCCUAAUGUAAUUGGUGGAGACGGUGGAUUUGGUUCUGUCAUGUUCCUCCAAAGUUCGCAGUCAAAUUUGAAUGAGAAAAAUGAUAGCACAAAUUCCUCCACAACAACAAGGGAACGACGACAUGCUUUGCCUGAUGUAAUUGGUGGAGACGGUGGAUUUGGUUCUGUCAUGUUCCUCCAAAGUUCGCAGUCAAAUUUGAAUGAGAAAAAUGAUAGCACAAAUUCCUCCACAACAACAAGGGAACGACGACAUGCUUUGCCUGAUGUAAUUGGUGGAGACGGUGGAUUUGGUUCUGUCAUGUUCCUCCAAAGUUCACAGUCAAAUUUGAAUGAGAAAAAUGAUAGCACAAAUUCCUCCACAACAACAAGGGAACGACGACAUGCUUUGCCUGAUGUAAUUGGUGGAGACGGUGGAUUUGGUUCUGUCAUGUUCCUCCAAAGUUCGCAGUCAAAUUUGAAUGAAGAUAAUGAUGGCACAAAUACCGCAACAACAACCGAUGAUAAAAAUAUGUUACUUCGUUUAUCACACAAUUUUUGCUGCUAUUGCUUGUGCUGCCAAUGCAAAUUUAGACGUUGACGCUCAGCAUUGAAUAUUAACUCAACAUCCAAAACCAAUGUACCAGUGUAGGCAUGCAUUAAUCCUUUUCUCUGACUCAUGCCAAUUGUGUACCUUCAUUAUAAUGAAACCGUUUCUAUAAAUUCACUUAGCUUAUAAGGCCAAAUUAUGAAAUUAUUUAAUAAUUAAUUGGCUAAUUUUUGUUUGAUGUAUUCGUUGCAAUCAACAUAUUACUUUAUUAUAUAUUAACAUUUAUAAAAUUUUUCUUCUUUUCAGAAUAAAAACUU